Penicillium alfredii is the source of this 714-nucleotide messenger RNA. RefSeq lists its product as uncharacterized. The record is from RefSeq and is a predicted model, not a curated record. The transcript has a single exon. Bases 1 to 714 code for a protein of 237 amino acids. Lineage: Eukaryota; Fungi; Ascomycota; Eurotiomycetes; Eurotiales; Aspergillaceae.
AUGGCGCCUGCACUGCACAUGCUCACCCAGACCAUCACCCAGGACUCGACCACCUUCACCACCACAUUUCCUCUGGGGAGUAUCGAUCCGGAGCCAACCGCUCACUUGGUGACGUUCACUCUCACGAGCCCUUCGACCACAGUUGUGAAAGUGGACAUCGCAGCGACACCAACUGGAACUGAACAGACCAAGAACAGCGAUGGAGGGCUGUCCAAUGAAGCAAAGGGCGCCAUUGCAGGAUCCAUUACAGGCACAGCAAUCUUGAUCUUGCUUCUCUAUUGUUGCUGCCGGCGCACCCCAGUCUCCCCACCAUCUUCUCCGCGAGUCCGCCCUGUCUUGCCUACUAGACACCCUCCCAGGCUGCCAGAGGAGCCGACAUCAGGACCGACGAAUCCUCCUUCAGAAAAAGACCCAGUUGAGCCCGCUGCACCUUCUGCUCCGGUUGCUCCGCCUACAGACACGGUCCAACGGCCACGUCCAUCAACCACUCGGCCGCAGCGAGAUCCCCAGCGGCACACCAUCGAAAUGCCAUCCAUGUAUCAGCGUGUCGUUGGAAUCAAUUCCAACACCCAAAUUGGCGUCCACGGAGGCAAAAAGAGGCCCCCGAAACCAUUCAUGACUCGACCCCUGGCACGGACGAGGACUUGGUGGCUGCCGGACCCGAUCACGCGAAGUCCAAAAAAGAGUCGGCCCGCUGAAGAAUCAGCGCUGUGA